AUGGUCAAAAGAUUAGUAUUCAAAUGUUUUAAAAGUUUUGAGAAGUUAAGUAAUCGAUUGAUAUCAAAAACAGGACCAUUCUUUGUUGUUUUAGCGUUAAGUUUAAUCACGAUUUCAAAUAUAACUUAUUUUGAAGUGAUCUUUUAUCAUCAAUUUUUAAAAUCAACUUCAAAUCCAAUCUAUACAAUUUUAAUACUUUUCUUUAGUUUAUAUUUAAGUUUUUGUUUAUUAUUUUAUUAUUUUCUUUCUUUUUUAGUUGAACCUGGUUCGAUUCUAACAAAUCAUCAUCAGCAACCACAAAAUCAUACUUUUCGGUUCAACUUUCUUUCGAGUAAUAGGUUUAGGAAGUCUACUUUAACUUAUCAAAAUCAAAAAAUAAUUAAUUCGAUCAAUAAACAUUCAAAUCAAUCUUCAUCAAACAAAAAAUCAAUACCACACCAGCAAGAGCAACCAUCAACGACUACACCACCACCACCACCACCACCAAGAAGAUGUACGAAAUGUUUGAUGACUCAUCCUGAACUUUCAAUACCGCCUCUCAAACCUCCAAGAGCUCACCAUUGUCGAAUAUGUGGUGUUUGUUGGCUUAAAUAUGAUCAUCAUUGUCCUUGGAUUAAUCAAUGUGUUGGAUUACAUAAUGAACGAUACUUUUUAUUAUUCUUGGUUUAUAUGACAAUUUCUAAUAUUUGGGUAACUUAUUGGGGUUGGACAUCGUUUUUGAUUAGUACGAAUUUUAAUUCAAAAUGGGAGUUUAAUUCACCUAGACUUUUUGUGAUUUUAACUUGGGUAUUAAAUUUAGUGAUUGGAAUCACAGUAGGAAUUAUGAUGAGUUGGCAAUUAAUUUUGAUUGGUAAAGGUGAAAGUAGUGUAGAAUCCAGUGAUAAUGAAUAUUAUUCAAACUUAUUGAAGAAAAGAGGAUUAAAAUUUAAACAUCCAUAUGAUUUAGGUAUAAAGCAAAACUUUAUAGAAUUUUUUAAUUUAAGACAUCAGAAGUGGUAUACAGUUUUGAUACCUAAAAUUGUUUUACCUUCUACAAAUGGUUGGCAAUGGAUCAAAAGAGAUGAUUGGAAUCAAUCAGAGUACAAUGACUUUAUUAAAUUUAGUGAUGAAUUGACUGAUGAAGAAGAGGAUGAUAACUAA
Melampsora larici-populina 98AG31 is the source of this 1140-nucleotide messenger RNA. RefSeq lists its product as uncharacterized. NCBI's taxonomy places the organism in Eukaryota, Fungi, Basidiomycota, Pucciniomycetes, Pucciniales, Melampsoraceae. Bases 1 to 1140 code for a protein of 379 amino acids. The transcript has 7 exons. Gene Ontology annotation, molecular function: palmitoyltransferase activity. The record is from RefSeq and is a predicted model, not a curated record.